Molecule: messenger RNA, 1645 nt
Organism: Emys orbicularis (European pond turtle)
Lineage: Eukaryota; Metazoa; Chordata; Testudines; Emydidae
Gene: LAMTOR3
Product: late endosomal/lysosomal adaptor, MAPK and MTOR activator 3
Exons: 7
Coding region: 210-584 (124 amino acids)
Biological process (GO): cellular response to amino acid stimulus; positive regulation of TOR signaling
Cellular component (GO): Ragulator complex
Source: RefSeq, a predicted model, not a curated record
AGAUCUGACGCUACACCGGAAGUGAGGACGGCGGGGCGGCGAUGGCGAUCGUUUCUUGGGUGGGGAAUCAUGUGAUCGAGAGUUAAAGGGAAGCGGCCGCUGUCAUCUGGGUAUUUUUGUGAGGAAUUCCGGAAGAAGCGGGCGGCCCGUUGGACCCUGGGGAACCUUGACAGUACAUCUGAUUACUUUUUUUCCAAAAGUUUCUAAACAUGGCUGACGACCUGAAAAGGUUUCUGUACAAAAAAUUACCAAGUGUUGAAGGUCUUCAUGCUAUUUUAGUGUCAGACAGAGAUGGUGUGCCUGUUAUCAAAGUUGCCAAUGAUAAUGCUCCAGAGCAUGCACUUAGACCUGGUUUCUUGUCCACCUUUGCACUUGCGACAGACCAGGGCAGCAAACUAGGACUUUCAAAAAACAAGAGUAUCAUCUGUUACUACAACACAUACCAGGUGGUCCAGUUCAAUCGGUUACCUUUGGUAGUAAGUUUCAUUGCUAGCAGCAAUGCCAAUACCGGACUGAUCGUCAGCUUAGAGAAGGAGCUUGCUCCCUUGUUUGAAGAGUUGAGGCAGGUUGUAGAGGUUUCUUAACCUGAUGGUGUCAUCAAAGUUCGGCAUCUCUUCACUACACAAUGGGACAUAAAGAUUCAAUAAUUCUCAGCCCACAAAAUAACAAAUGUUUGAGAGGAAAUAUCACUUCCCCCUAUUGUACUAAAUAAGAUUAAAUUUGUACAUAGUGCUGAAUCGGAAAUGAGCUACUAGUGUGUUGUAGAUAGACUCUUUGGCCACAUGUCUUGUAUUGUGCAGUACUGGAGAGACCAGCAAAUGGCUCCAGUGGAGCCCUUACUAAGGAUCAGGUUUAACAGAGUUGACCGGUAUCCGCAUACUGUCAGUCCAGAUAAGUGACCCACAGCUCCCUUGCUGUACAGGAAAUGAAGCAUUGAGUAGGGUUUACCCUCUCACUAGCCACCACUACAUAGUGGGGAAGUAGAAUUAAUUUUCAUUGUCUUCAUUGCUUCUUUGCAUGUGCUAGGAAAAAGAGAAAAUAUGCUGGCAGUCCUAGCAGUACAAUCAAUAAUUAUCCCAUGUUUUUUUUAUUUUUGUGAUGCUUCGGUAAAGGAAUACUACUAAUCUGAAUGUGAGCUUCCUUGGUAUAGAAGAAGGAUGCUGCUAUUUCUAUAUAAAUUACGGCUUCAAGCGUUUUCCUUAUUACUGGGUACAAGUGCCCAAUCAGUGUUGCACUUUCUUGUAUUUCUUUUGUACAGUGUAGGUGUGAUACCCAUGGUUGUCUUUUGUUCUGGUAUUUGUGGCUAUGUUAGUGGUAACACUUGAUCUGCUCAUUUAUUUUUAGGUUUUCCUAAGUAAAUGUCUAAAUAAAACAAUAUUUUUUAAAAUGUUGUAACCUGAUCCAUUUUUAUAACUGUCCUAAAAUAUUGCUGGUAAACCUAAUUUUCCAUGCAGAUAAUAGUCUCCCUUGUUGCUUUAUAAAUGUACAACUUGGAUAAUUUAUGGGCUGAAAAAUAACCUGUGUGGAUCUCAUUUAGGUCUCAUCAUUUUUGAAUUUCUACAUUUGUAUAAAAACUUGCAUCAUUUGCUGUCAAAUGUCAAUCUCUACACGUGUUGGCUUCCUAUAAGUAAAAACACUUGGGGCU